AUGUCCUCGCAGCAACGAUCAUUGCAGCUCUCGCGUUCGACAUACACGAUGCUCCCAAUGAUAGAACAACUUCAGCUGCAAAUAGGGGAUAGCUCGGCAGGCUACCAUCUCAUAGGCAGCGACGAGGUGCAGAUCGAAAAGCCGGAAGAGUCCGGUACAUCGGUGUCCGAUGCUGAGAUUGAUGAUAUCGAGAGACAGAUGCGACAGGGCGAAAAGAAGGCGGCCUUGGCCCGAUGGCUUCGCAAACUGAUCGUCUUGCUCCCCAGCUUUCUUCAGCCAUCUCAACCGUCAGCAGAGCCACGGAAGCUCCAGAGAACAGCCUGGCUAGAUGGACUUCGAGGCCUCGCCGCAUUAUUCGUCGUCUGGCACCACAUGUCCCUGAUAUGGUUCUCGUGGGACAUCCACAACGGGUGGACCGGCGGCCCGAACGACCACCUCAUCCAGCUCCCGAUCAUCCGGCUGGUCGUCUCCGGGCUUCCCAACGUCAUGGUAUUCUUCGUCAUCUCGGGCUACUCCCUGAGCUGCAAGCCGCUGAGUCUGCUCCGGCAGAACCGACAACUCGAGACCCACCAAGCGCUGGCAUCCUCGGCUUUCCGCCGGCAUCCGCGGCUGUUCAUACCGGCGAUAUUUAUUUGUUUACCUUCACCGAUUAUGGCGUACAUGGGACUAUACGAGAGCGCCGAGGCCAUGCCGGGCGCGGCCAUAGCGCCCAUGAAACCCCCGCGGCUCGACACGCUGUGGCACCAGUUCGUGAACUACGGGCGGGCCGUGAUGUCCCUCUCGGACCUUUUUGGCGCCACUGGUAUAGCCUGGGCCUACAGCGACGCCCUUUGGACACUUCCAAUCGAGUGGAAUAGCUCUCUGGUGAUAUUUGGUUUCUUGCUUGCCCUUUCCAGGUGCUCGUCGCGCACGCGCAUGGUCAUCGGCCUAGGCGUUGCUGGGUACUCGUGGUGGUACAUCCACUGGGGUGAAUUGUUGUUCAUCGGCGGCUUGCUCGUCGCUGAUGCGCAGUUGUCGUUUCAGGAGCGUGCAGUCCACGAGGGUCAGCAGCAAUCGCCAUCCACAUGGCGGUGGCGGAGACUCUCCAGGAGCCGCAUCAUCCGCAACCUGUGCGCUCUCGCAGCGUUUUUGGCUUCGCUAUUCGUCCUGAGCAUGCCGGAAACUGGCGGUGCCGAUAGCAUCGGCUUCAAAACCCUGGCGGCCAUGAUACCUCAGCAUUUCAAUGUCGGCCCGAAGUACUUUUGGCUUCCGCUCGCCGCCAUCUCGCUAGUCUUUUGCAUCGACAAUGCACCUUUCCUACAGCCAAUAUUCACUGCUCGGUUCCCGCAGUAUCUCGGACGCAUAUCUUACGCGAUGUAUUUGGUCCACCAGAUGAUACUGCACAGUUUUGGUACUAAGCUCGGCAAGACCAUGGUCGGUUUCACGGGAUCGGAGACGGGUGUACAGUAUGUGUCAGGUAUUUUCCUUGCCGCGAUCGUGGUGUGGAUCGGUGUUAUCUGGACGGCUGAUUUGGGAUGGAGGUUUGUCGAUGCGAACGCGGUCAGUUUCUGUGUGUGGGCUUACCGUAAGCUCUGCCAGAGAGUCGGUGAGAUUUGA
Anthostomella pinea is the source of this 1596-nucleotide messenger RNA. The record is from the annotation of a GenBank genome assembly. Lineage: Eukaryota; Fungi; Ascomycota; Sordariomycetes; Xylariales; Xylariaceae.